GGUUGUUGGCAUUUGGCAGAUUUACAAAGGGUGGAAAGAUGUUGGACGUCUCACAUUGAGGGAUGCAGUGUAGACUCUGAGGCCCCUUUCAAGCUCAGGGUCCCAGCGGGUCAUCAUCAUAGACAGACUGAGAAUGCAUUGAGCACCCUCUUCAACAGUGUGCCGGGUCUCAUUCUUAGGAGGUGAUGGGCCAGUUCUAGGCUCCAGAGGCCCCGGCGCAGGACUGGAGUGGGGUGUGCUGCAUUCUGACGGUUGGAAGCAAAGGACAUCACAGAGUAUCUUGCAGCAGGAGCCAUGGAACCAGCUGACCUUCUCUCCACUGAUGCCAACCAUCAAUGAAGUUGGACUGAAGAACACCCGAUGCCGUUGAUUCACAGUGCUGGGCCUUCAGCUUGGCUGUUGACAGUGCCAAGGGGGCGUGCCGCGCUUCUCAAUUGCCCCGUAUGCUGACAGGGAGGUGCCCAUGAUGUAGGCCCUGACAGCGGCUUCUGGCAAUUGCAGGACUGGAAAGGACCGUGGGUGCUGUCAGCUGCUUAGAUGAUGGUUCGGCGGGGCCUAGUGGUCUGGCUGUCUCGGGUAGGAGUUGGGUUGGUGGUUCUCUGCUGCUUGGUAUCAAUGCUCUACAUGUUGGCCUGCAGCCCCCGAGGUGACACGUGGCAUCUUGCCUUCCCCAGGCACAAGAGCCUAACAGGAAAAGAGAAACACCAAGACAUUCUCUGGGUGAGAGAGGAGCAUCCGCAGGACUACAUCAGCAGCUUGAAGCAGCAGGUUGCCCAGCUGAAAAGGGCUCUCCGGGAGAGGAGCAGGCAGCUGGAGAACAUGCAGGGGCAGAGCAAUGGAACCGUGGGAAUGGAGCUGGGGCAGGAGCGCCCCAGGGGGACUCAGGCCGAUCUCCUGAGGUUCCUGCAUUCCCAGAUUGACAAAGCUGAGGUUCACAGGGGUAUGAAGCUGCCAAGUGAGUAUGCGGCCAUGCCCUUUGAGAGCUUCACUCUGCAGAAAGUGUACCAGCUGGAAAUGGGCCUGUCACGUCACCCGGAGGAGAAGCCAGUGCAGAAGGACAAGCAGAAUGAUCUAGGAGAAGUGAUUGAGUUGGGCUUGGAGACCUUAAACAGGCUGAAGGACCAGGACAACACGGGACAACAGAGGUUUUCCACCGCUGACUUUGUAGAAGGCAUCUAUCGGACGGAAAGAGACAAAGGCACCUUGUAUGAGCUGACAUUCAAAGGACACCAGAACUAUGAAUUCAAGCGAAUUGUCCUGUUCAGGCCAUUUGGCCCCCUCAUGCAAGUGAAGAAUGAAAAUCUCAACAUGGCACACGCCCUUGUUAAUAUCAUAGUCCCACUGGCUAAAAGGGCUGGCAAGUUUCAUCAGUUCAUGCAGAACUUCAGGGAAACGGGCAUCCGUCAGGACGGAAGAAUUCACCUCACUGUCAUCUACUUUGGGAGAGAACAACUGAGUGAGGUCAAGGAAAUCCUAGAAAACACCUCCAAAUCAGCACAGUUCAAGAAUUUCACCUUUAUCCAGCUGAACGAGGAGUUCUCAAGAGGGAAAGGACUGGAAGUCGGUGCUCGCAUCUGGAACGGCAGCAACGUGGUUCUCUUCUUCUGCGAUGUGGAUGUCUACUUCACUGCUGAAUUCCUCACCGCAUGCAGACUCAAUACACAGCCAGGAAAGAAGGUAUUUUAUCCUAUUCUUUUCAGCCAAUAUAACCCAAGCCUAAUUUAUGGGCACCAUGAUUCCAUCCCUCCCCUGGAACAGCAAUUGACUGUUAAAAAGGAGACUGGAUUUUGGAGAGACUUUGGAUUUGGAAUGACUUGCCAAUACCGCUCUGAUUUCAUCAACAUUGGAGGAUUUGAUCUUGGAAUUAAAGGCUGGGGAGGGGAAGACGUACACCUGUACCGGAAAUACCUUCGCAGCAACCUCAUUGUGGUCAGGAGUCCUUCCCGGGGCCUUUUCCACCUCUGGCAUGAAAAGGUCUGUCUAGAUGAGUUGACGCCCGAGCAAUAUAAGAUGUGCCUCCAGUCAAAAGCCAUGAAUGAGGCUUCCCACGGCCAGCUUGGGAUGCUGGUCUUCAGGAAGGAGAUUGAGGCUCACUGGCGUAAAAAGAAAACAGGCAUGAAGAUCACAAAAAAGGAUGAAAAGGAAAGGCAUCAAAAUGUCGAAGGGGGUUCUAGAGGAAAAAAGAUGUCCCAAUGAUCAAUACCAAUUGGUUGAACAUGUUCCAGUGAUUAAAAUAAUAGAAUCCAUGAUUUUACCAGGGCCAGGGCCCCUGCCUUGCAGGAAGACACAAUCAAAGCACUCCUGACAGAUGGACAUCCAGCCUCUGUUUGAAAAUCUCCCAAGAAGGAGAC
Molecule: messenger RNA, 2351 nt
Organism: Sphaerodactylus townsendi
Lineage: Eukaryota; Metazoa; Chordata; Lepidosauria; Squamata; Sphaerodactylidae
Gene: CSGALNACT1
Product: chondroitin sulfate N-acetylgalactosaminyltransferase 1
Exons: 8
Coding region: 538-2196 (552 amino acids)
Cellular component (GO): Golgi cisterna membrane
Molecular function (GO): glucuronosyl-N-acetylgalactosaminyl-proteoglycan 4-beta-N-acetylgalactosaminyltransferase activity
Source: RefSeq, a predicted model, not a curated record